Messenger RNA from Labeo rohita (rohu), 2324 nucleotides. It is a transcript of the gene asb5b, whose product is annotated as ankyrin repeat and SOCS box containing 5b. Gene Ontology annotation, molecular function: protein binding. The record is from RefSeq and is a predicted model, not a curated record. The transcript is spliced from 7 exons. Gene Ontology annotation, biological process: protein ubiquitination; positive regulation of protein catabolic process; intracellular signal transduction. Lineage: Eukaryota; Metazoa; Chordata; Actinopteri; Cypriniformes; Cyprinidae. The coding region runs from base 130 to 1119 and encodes 329 amino acids.
GCUGCCUUAUCUCAUCUCUACUCUGGGCCCAGCUGCCUUUGGGAAUAACUGGGCCGGCCUGGCAUAUGAUCCCCAUCAACACAUCCCAGGAUCCCAUUCCAAAACAUUCACUGUCACUGAGCAGCAGCAAUGACUGGGAUUUUGGAGGAGCGGCCUUUCGGCUCGCAGUAUACCAACGUCUAUCUCUCGAUUUUUGUCCUUUUUUGCUUUAAACUUUUUGUCAAGAUCAGCUUAAACAUCCUGACCCACUUCUAUGUGGUUAAAGGAAACCGUAAGGAGGCAGCCCGGAUCGCAGCCGAGUUCUACGAUUUUGGCCAAGGGCACAGUUCAUGGGCUGAUCGUUCUCCACUCCAUGAAGCUGCGUGUCAGGGUCGGCUUUUGGCACUUAAGACUCUUCUCUCACAGGGUUACAGUGCAAAUAUCAUCACCAUUGAUCAUGUGACUCCACUGCAUGAAGCUUGCCUGGGAGAUCAUGUGGCUUGUGCCAGGGCUCUCAUAGAAGCCGGUGCCAAUGUAAAUGCCACAACCAUUGACGGCGUGACCCCGCUGUUUAACGCCUGCUCAGCAGGAAGUGUCACCUGCACAGAGGUGCUCUUGGAACACGGAGCAAAACCACAGGCAGAAGCUUGUCAGCCUUCACCCAUUCACGAGGCCUCCAGCAAAGGCCGGGCAGCAUGUAUAGAGUCUCUCAUCUCGUGGGGAGCAGAUGUAGAUUAUGACAUCCCUCAUCUAGGAACACCUCUCUACAUUGCCUGUGUCUCCCAGCAGCUCCAGUGUACACAGAAACUUCUGGACGGAGGAGCAAAUGUGCAGAAAGGCCGUUUCCUCGACACACCACUGCACGCUGCGGCACAGAAGGACUGUCCAGAAAUCAUCAGAUUGCUACUAGACUUUGGCGCUAACAUCAACGUUCGCAACCUGGAGCUGCAAAGGCCGGUGGAGACAGCACCACCCAGCAGUGCAGCAGAGGCUCUGCUUCUUCUUUAUGAGGCCACGCCGCGGUCUCUGUGCCAGCUGUGUAGACUGAGUAUCCGAAACUACAUGGGCCGAUCCAGACUGCAUCUGAUUCCUCACCUCAAACUGCCUACUCUGCUUAAGAGUUUCCUCCAGUACAGAUAGAUUCUCUACCUCAAUCCAAAAACCGCUCCCCUUUUAUUUUCUUAUUAAGUGCAUUAAUAUACAAAAAGGUGACCCUGUCUUGUUUGUGACCACCAGCGCACAAAAAAAUUCAUGCUAGCCAUUCAAUUUUCUGUUUUUUAAGAACUGAUAUAUUUUGUGCAACUAAUGAACAUCAGUUAUAUUUUUGUAAAUAAUAUCUUCACAAGAUUUUGUCAGUUUUAACCUGCACAUUCUUAUAUAUAUAUUAAAGGAGAAGUUAACUUCGAGAACAAAAGUCUUGGAUAAUUUAGUCACCCCUUGUCAUCCAAGAUGUUCAUGUCUUUCUUACUUCAGUCGUGAAGAAAUUAUGUUUUUUGAGGAAAACAUUUCAGGAUUUCUCUCCAUAUAGUGGUUUUCUAUGGUGCCCCUGAGUUUGAACUUCCAAAAUGCAGUUUAAAUGCAGCUUCAAAGGGUUCUAAAUGAUCCCAGAAAAGGAAGAAGGGUCGUAUCUAGCGAAAAAUUACAAUUUAUACACUUUUUAACUUCAAAGACUUGUCUUGUCUAGCACUGUGUGAAAAUGAGAUGGGAGUUUUUCGACCUACCCUAACUGUCUUGAACUAGAAUACACAGAGUACAUGCAGAGCUAGACAAGACGAGCAUUUGAGGUUAAAAAGUAUAUAAAUUGUAAUACAUUUUUUAGAAAAGGGAUCGUUUAGAGCCCUUUAAAGCUGCAUUUUGGAAGUUCAAACUCGCGGGCACCAUAGAAGUCCACUAUACGGAGAGAAAUCCUGAAAUGUUUUUCUCAAAAAAAAUACUUUCUUUACGACUGAAGACAGAACGACAUGAACAUCUCGGAUGACAAUGGGGUGACUAAAUUACCUGUAAAUUUUUGUUCUGGAAGUGAACUUCUACUUUAAGAUAAGCCGCAUGCCUAAUAUGAUACAUGAUUUAUCACAGAUGAAAUAUUUAAGUGCAUGUCAGUAUAGUGAAUUUUAUAUUUUUUAUCAAAGUAAUCUAAAAAAAAAAUCCCAAAAGCACAACUCGUCAGUUUUCACAAUAUCUAAUGCUAUCAGUAUUUUCACAGCUUUCAAAGUUGCAUCUUGAACUGUUUUGAAAACAAAACCACUAGGAACAUUCAAUCUAAAACAGUACUUUGGCUAAACAUUUUGUUGCCAAAACAAAGCAUGAUACAUAACUUGCAUACAAAUAAAGAAUAUGUAAAAUUU